AUGGAGAGUUGGGGGAGAGAGAUGGAGAGUGGGAGAGAGGGAUGGAGGGUGGUGGAUGGAGUGAGGAGAGAGAGAUGGAGAAUGGGGGAGAGAUGGAGAGUGGGGGGAGAGAUGCAGAGUGAAGGAGAUGGAGCGUGGGAGAGGUGGAGGGGGGUAGAUGGAGAAUGGAACGUGGGAGAGGUGGAGGGGGGUAGAUGGAGAGUGGGGGGAGAGAGAUGGAGAUGGGGAGAGAGAUGGAGAGUGAGGGAGAGAGAUGGAGAGUGGGGGAGAGAGGGGGUGGGGGAGAGUUGGAAAGUGGAGGGAGAGGGAUGGGGAGUGGGGGACAGAGGGGGUGGGGGAGAGAUGGAAAGUGGAGGGAGAGGGAUGGAGAGUGGGGCAUGGAGUGGGGGAGAGAGAUGGGGUGGGCGAGAGGGAGAGUGGGGGGAGAGGGGAGAGAGAUGGAGAGUGGGGAGAGAGAUGGAGAGUGGGGGAGAGGGAGAAUGGGGGAGAGAUGGAGAGUGGGGGGAGAGUGAUGGAGAGUGGGGAGGAGAGAGAUGGAGUGGGCGGAGAGAGAUGGAGAGAGGGGGAGAGAGAUGGGGUGGGGGAGAGAUGGAGAGUGGGAGAAAAAGAUGGAGAGUGGGGGGAGAGAUGGAGGGGGGAGAUGGAGAGUGGGGGGAGGGAGAUGGAGAGUGGGGGGGAGAGAUGGAGAGUGGGGGAGAGAUGGAGAGCGGGGGAGAGGGAUGGAUGGUGGGGGAUGGUGGGGGCAGAGAGAUGGAGAGUGGGGGGAUAGAUGCCGAGCGAGGGAGAAGGAGCGUGGGAGAGGUGGAGGGUGGGGGAUGUGCAGAGUGGGGAGAGAAAUGGAGAGUGGGGGGAGAGAGAUGGAGAGUGGGGGGAGGGAUAGAGGAUUGGGGAGAGUGGGGGAGAGAGAUGGAGAGUGGGGGGAGAGAUGCAGUGUGAGGGAGAGUGAUGGAGAGUGGGGAGGAGAGAGAUGGAGAGUGGGGGAGAGAGAUGGGGUGGGGGAGACAUGGAGAGUGGGAGGAGGGAUAGAGGAUUGGGGAGAGGGAGAGUGGGGGGAGGGAUAGAGGAUUGGGGAGAGUGGGGGAGAGAGAUGCAGUGUGAGGGAGAGUGAUGGAGAGUGGGGGCAGAGAUGGAGAGUGGGGGGAGAGAUGGAGAGUGGGGUGAGAGAUGGAGGAGGGGAGGGAGAGUGGGGGGAGGGAGAUGGAGAGUGGGGGGGAGAGAUGGAGAGUGGGGGAAGAGAGAUGGAGAGUGGGGGGAGAGAGUGGAGAGUGGGGGAGAGAGAUGGGGUGGGGGAGAGAUGGAGAGUGGGGGAAGAGAGAUGGAGAGUGGGGGGAGAGAGAUGGAGAGUGGGGGGAGAGAUGCAGAGUGAGGGAGAGUGAUGGAGAGUGGGGAGGAGAGAGA
Messenger RNA from Hypanus sabinus (Atlantic stingray), 1398 nucleotides. RefSeq lists its product as uncharacterized. Lineage: Eukaryota; Metazoa; Chordata; Chondrichthyes; Myliobatiformes; Dasyatidae. Bases 1 to 936 code for a protein of 311 amino acids. The transcript has 2 exons. The record is from RefSeq and is a predicted model, not a curated record.